CUCACCUCCUCUUUCUACACUUUGUACAUGAGUGUGAGAGUUUGUGUGCCGGGGACAGUGCUGGAUUACAGACAUGGAGGUCUUCUGGACCAGAAUAGCCACCAGCGGUCUAGAGGCGGAGAGCGGCAGGCGCGGCGGCAGCAGCAGCAACAGCAGCCACGGUGACGGCAACCACAGCAGCAGCAGCGGCGGCGGCGGAGGAGGAGGAGGAGGAGGAGGCAGCAACAGCAGCAGCGGCGGCGGCGCGGCCCACUUCAGGUCUCCAUGGCAACAGAGCGUGAACGUGUUCGGCUCGUGGAGCAGGCCGGAGUGUGUCGAGGAGCUGCACCAGCAGGCGCAGCUCAACCUCCAGAGCCUGCUGCAAGAUUUUGAGGAGCAGUUGUACGACACCAAGCUGACCGGUCAGACGUUCCGGCAUCCGUCCUCGCAGAGCUCUGACGACACAUCCACCUCGCUCAGCCGCUCGCCCAUCUCCCUUCACAACAAGAGGCCAGACUUCAUCUUCCUGCCGGCGUCCAAACAGCUCUACGAUGAUGAAACCGCCUCCUCAGUGUUCGGACUGAGGUCCCUGACCAACCCGUCCCCCUCCCUAUCCCCGUCGCCUUGCGGCUCAGAUCGCCCCCCGCUGGGCUGGAGUAGUAACAACAGCAGCAGCAGCACCGCCACUUCUGCUACCACCGGGCCGCCUGUUGCAGAGAAACCACGCUGGCACCUCGGGAGACCAGGUCACUUUCUUCCACUUGACAUCACAGGUGAGACGGGAAGAGGGAAAUUUCACGGCGUCGACCUCCUCCAGCACUCCCCGUCCCCAUCCCCCUCUCCAGGGGACCCCUUCCCCCACCAGCCCCGCUCUCUAGAACCUGUCACGGACACCUUUCAGCAAAACCUCCCCCUGAGGAAGACACACUCUGACCUCGACACAACCUUACCUGCAGACAACACCUCAGAGCGGCGUGCACAGGACCAAUUCCGCCAAGGAACUAUGGACCACUCUGGGCUGCUAUGCUCAAACACACCCUCCGCUUCCUGGAACGGACCUAAGGGCUCCACAUUUUCUCCCGGAGCGUGGAACGAACCUUACACUUACAGCAUGAGCAAGGGCCCAGCAGUCCCACCCAAACAGCACACGAUAAUCGGUAAUGCAGGAGGAGGGAACCAGGAGGGUGUGAUGCUGGUGGGCUCAGGACAGUCUGUGGGCUCACAUUCCAGUUCAUUCACAUCCGUGUCUAACCCUUCUGGGAGAGGAGGGAAUAACAUACCCGGGGUAUCUCUGGCGGCAGCGAUGAUGGGGAAGCGGAGUGAGACUGAAGGGGCGGCUGCUGAUGGAGGGAGAGGGGGAGCCGGGGAGGUAGGGAGAGGACGGGAAAGGUCAGCUCGAUCUAUAGCGGCAGCAAACGCUUUCAAGUUCCGGGAGCGCUCCCUUUCCACCCCCACGGAUUCUGGUUCUUUUUGCUUUACAGAAGGGGGUUUAGUCCAAGCAGAUGCGCACGGAAAUGCUAUGACUAUGACAGACCACCACCACCACCACCACCAACAGCAUCAAAACUUCCUUGGUAUAAGUGAGAACUAUGCCCUCCUCUACCCUAGAGGGAGCUCUGAAGACAGCGCCAGCACCACAGACACAAUCUCCGUCACAGCUUCAGACUACAGCGCGGAUGGCCGCUUGCGCCUACGCUCGCGCUCAAUCUCGCUUAAGAAGUGCAAGCGCAAGCCGCCGCCUCCCGUGAGGAGCGUCUCUCUCAUGAAGAACCUUGGAGAAGCCGAGGGGAGAAUCCACCAUGAGGGCGGCUUGUACCGAGAUGGACGGCCAAAGAGCUUACACAUCCCCAGGGACCACUACCCAGACUUCCAGCCUGAUUUCCUCCUGCCAGGCUCAUCCUGCACGUAUAAACCAAGUGUUGGUGAGCGGGAGUUGAGCCAUGGAGGACAUGAUGGACCUCCAAGCCUUGAGAUCCAGGCACCAGAGAGGGAGGGAGAGACAGAGAUGACCUUCCAAAAUCACUGGCAGCUGGGGGAUUGGAAAAAUGACCCAUACAGGUCUCUAUCAGGCUCCAGCACAGCAACAGGUACCACCGUCAUUGAAUGUAUGAAAGUCAGAGGUAGUUCUGAGUCCCUGCUUGAUUCUCCCUCCACCUCCAGAGCAACCUCACCCUCACAGCUUUCCAUGGAAACUGACAUCAAGGCAUCUUCACCUUUCAAACCGCCUGGACUCAUGUCGCCAUCAAGUGGCUAUUCCAGUCAAUCAGAGACUCCCACCCCAACAGUUCCACUGAGUCAAAUGGGAGGUCAUGGGACAGCAGGGACCACAGGGACAUUGGGUUGUAAACUGCGCCCAAAGAUCCCAGAAAGGAAAUCAUCACUACCAUCACCCAAAGACCCAACUGCAAGGUCCAGAUUGUCCUUUGAGAUGCCAGGGAAUGCACAUCUAGAACUGUCAUCCAUCAAGCCAAAGCAGAAAGCCAGCAGACGACAUUCCGACACCUCGACGGCAGCAAAACCAGGAAAAAUCAGCCCCAGCUCAUCACAAGCACUGCCUGUGGUCACCCAGAAUGAGCUGAAGACUAUUCGGCUUCGCUCUGUCUCUCGGGGGGACUUAGAGGACUGUCCUGAUGGAGCCUCCGACACCAUUGAAGAGGAGCAGCGAGACCUAGGUGAAGACCCAAGCCCUCCACCCACACUACCGAAACCUAAGCCCCCUGUCGCUGUCAAGCCCCCAUUGCCCAAACGUCCCAUAAACCUUCUCCUUAAGUCUCCUUCCCCCUCUUCCACAUCCCCCCUUGGCCUUGAAUCACCUCCUGGCUCACCUGUGGAUCGACCUGUGCCCCUGGGGAACAUCUACAAAGUCAUGAAAAAACCCAAACCCAAAAAACCUCCACCCCAAACUGCAUCGAGCCCUUCUGCUCCCCCUGAUUCGUUUACUCCUAUACAAACUGCCUAUGAUCACUCAUUCCACCACAACUCCCAGUCCCUCUUUGACCUGCCUCCUUUGCCAGACCCCCAGCCUCUACUGGAAGACCCAGCAAUGGAGCCUGAAUUAGAAGCAGAACCGGAGAUCUGUUUUGGUCCCGCAGACGGAGGAUCACUCCCCUCACCGUGCAGUAGCCAGGAAGCCCCGGAACUCCAGGACAAAAGCAAGACACUUCCCUCAAGGAUGACAAUCUCCUGUCUGGCAGAACUGUCAGACAAAAAGAAACCCAAGGUUCCACCACCGGUCCCAAAGAAGCCAAACGUCCUGCUUCUUCCGUCGUCAGUCCAUUCCUCCACUAACGGCAGCACAGAACGGCAGACGCCACAGGCCGAGAGCCCCGUGGGUCUCCGCUCACCCGUGGGAGCAUUCUCACCAGACGACUUUCCCAUUCCUCCUGAUAUGUCAGAGCAAGAUGAGAACCACUUUGGAACAGAUGAGGAGAGUUCUAAAGAGUCAUCUCUGCAGGAUUCCUCGUUCACGGAGUUAGGAGAGAAAAUGGCCAGCACUGGGAUAGUGGAAGAUGACUCUGCAGCCAAUGAGAAGACAGUCCUCCACAUCUCGGAGGAAACAGAUGACGUCCUGUUGGCCAGCACACCUGCGACACACACCACCGAAGACCUGUUCACUAUUAUUCACAGGUCCAAGCGAAGGGUUCUAGGUCGUAAAGAGCCGACGGACUCCUUCGGCAGCCGCCAGAGUCUUGUGUCCCCAGUGAAGCACAGCACCAGCGGUAGCGACCUGCGAAAUCUCACCCUUGGCAGCACUCAAAGGUCAAGCUCUCGCAACGAGAACUUCAUGGCCCUGCUUCAGAAGAAAGGCAGCAAGUCUUCCAGCGGAGGAACCCGAGUCUCUGCCAUGGAGCUUCUCAAAAGCACAAACCCUCUUGCCAGGAGGGUGACAGAGUUUUCAAGUACUUCGCCAGCGACCAGCGAGGGAGGGGAUUCAGCGUCCGGGAAUGGCAAACCCAACGAUCAAUGAACGGUUUUGUUAACAGAUGUUCUGUUUGCUGUUAAUAAAGCUACCAACAAAUUCUACAAUGUGCCAUCCAUGCCAGGUUGGGCAAUCUGACCAGCAUGUCCAACUGGGUCGCUCCAACUACUGGCUGACCAUUUGGGCUGUCCAAUCAAAUUGGAGCACAAUUUUGGACAAAAUGGUCCCUCCCAUGGUUGAAGCGCCAUUGAUCCCUGCCAAACUUGUCCCUUUGAAAAGUGGGGGCUUGGAGGCUUUGCUUCAAUACGGCACCCACCAAGUUUUCGUUAUUUGGGAUAUGCUCAAUGUGGAAGCUGGCUGGAUAGAUGGAUAGGUGGAUAGGUGGAGUCGAAAAUGGGAAUACAAGGAUAUACAGUGGAUAUAUUUCUUCAAGCUCCAUGUGGACCAAGACAUCAAGAGUCCCCGGUGGCAACAGUGAUCAAAACACGAAUCAUCGAUCAACUGGGAUACCACAAAGGAUCAGUGACCAAAUGAAUCCAAGAAAUCAAUGGACGUGAGAUUUCCAACUUAUACAUCCACCAUUCAACUGAAUCUUGCCAUCAGUAGAGCUGCGGCAGCGACACCCGUCGAUCUACAUGAAUGAGAGGGUUAAUAUUACAACGUGAUGAGACACCGGAGAAAGCAAAUAUGCCCCAAACCUUGGGACACCCCAAUGUCUCCUUUCUAAGGAAAGGACAGACCAUUGCAGGCGUCGGCACUACCACUCUCAGAAGACCAAACGUCUUCUGAUUUCAAGGGAACGAAACACACAGGAUUAACUACAAAAAACCACACGGGGGGGCUUUUUUGCCACCAAAGAUGAGGCAUGUCACAGAUUCUGUUCCUCAUGCCAUGAACACAAGCGUGGAUUUUCUCAAAACAUUCCACAGAAGUUCCCAGAAAAAAUGGGCGGCAUUUUGGAAACGCAAGCACUUUUCCUUUUUCCUUGGCAUGGACCGUUGUUUACACGGCGCGGACUCUGCGUUGCUUCAUUUUGUUUUCAGAGACACUCAUCAAUCAUCUUUUUUUUUUUCCAGUCUUUGUUUAGAUGAUUUACAUAUUUUUUUUUUCCUACACAUGCUAGCUGCCAUAUAUUGUAUAUGUUCAAUUGUACUGUAUGUAACAUGUACAAAGAUAAAUGUCCCACAUCUAUCAUUUGGAAUAUUGGAUACAAAGACUUAAUAUAGUGUACAGAGCAGCAAGCAGCUUGGACUACAAACUGCCCAAACGACAGAGGGAACACACACUCAACACACACACUAAAAGACUAAGGACAUAUGCUAUUGAAGACUAGCAGAAUCUACACGAGUGUGUGUGUGUGUGUUUGUAAGAGUUUAAGCAGACGAAAUCAUGCCUGUGGAGUUUCUGUACGGAGAGUAUGAAGCAGGCCUGGUUAUUAAACAGGGUUUCUAUUCAUUUUGGUCUCUGGUGACGGGACCAAAGGACUGUUACAACUACAAACAGACCAGAGGGGACCUAACAGUGUGUGCGUGCGUGUGUGGGUGUGAGUGUUUCUGUGCGUGUGUGAGUGCCUGUGUGUGUGUUCACAUGUUUGUAUAGAGGGUAGUGCCACGAACAAUGUAGGAGAAAAACGAGAGAAGAAAGAGAGACUGUACGAACUUGUGCAGGUUUACAUGUUUGGCAUUAUUGUGUGGGUGUCCUCUUGUUAUGAUUUGACAUAUUUGUGUGUGUGUGUGUGUGUGUGUGUGUGUGUGUGUGUGUGUGUGUGUGUGUGUGUGUGUGUGUGAAUGGGUGUUAUCAUCAUCAACCCCUUUCCACCCUCCCCAAAAUACCUGUCUUUUCUUGGGAUUGGGUUCCAGAACACAAAGGGGACUACACAACUAAAAGGGUUCUGUAAUUGAAGAGGGUCCAAAUUGAGGGUUCUGGAAUCUUGGAAUAGGAUCAGAAUGGCACUGAGCCUCUUUACACCUUCAUGUCAGAGAAUCAUGAGAAUUCCAAAACACAAAUGGGACUACACAUCCAAGGAGAGUCAAAAUCAAGGGUUCUGGAAUCUUGGAAUAGGACCAGAAUGGCAUUAAGCCAUGCCAGAAUGGGAAUGAGGAUUCCAAAACACAAAUUGGACUAAGUGUCCAAAAAGAUUCCAGGGAGGGUACAAUUCAAGGCCUCCAAUAUUUUCCUUGGGAUAGGAUUAGAACGGCCCUAAGCCUCUCUACCCCCAUACAUUAUGGAACCACAAGGAUUCCAGAACUCAAAGUUGACUACGCAAACCAAAAGGGUUCUUUAAUCAAGAAGGGUCCAAAUUAAGGGUUCUAGAAUCUUGGAAUAGGAUCAGAAUGGCACUGAGCCUCUUUACACCUUCAUGUCACAGAAUCAUGAGAAUUCCAGAACACAAAUGGGACUACAUGAAAAAGGAGAGUCGAAAUCAAGGGUUCUGGAAUCUUGGAAUAGGAUCAGAAUGCCACUAAACCAUUCCAGAAUGGGAAUGAGGAUUCCAAAACAAAUAUUGAACUAAGCAUCCAAAAAGAUUCCAGGGGGGGUACAAAUCAGGGGCUUCAAAAUCUUCCUUGGGAUAGGAUUAGAAGGGCCCUAAGCCUCUCUAUCCCCCUACAUUAUGGAACCUUGAGGAUUCCAGAACCAAAAGGUUUCAGGAUUUAAGGGGAUUCUAGAACACAAGGGAAUGUCUGGCAAGAGUUUAGAAUGCCGGAAUGUUGGGGUUCUUUGAGUUUGGAAUUCUGGGUUUUGGUGGUUCCGUGACAGGCCCACGCAGACAUUGCCAACAGUGAUGCAGAAUGGCGUUGCGAGGCCUGUUUGUUUUUGCCCUCCUCUGUGCACAUUUUCACACUCUGUCUCUUCGUCUCAAAGGGGAACGGCGAUCUGCUCCCUCCUCCUCCCUUCUCCCUUCUCCCUUCCCCUCACUCCUCUCCUCCUCCUCCUUUUCAUCGCUGCUGGAGCACACACUCCAUCUGUCUCCCUGCAUUCAGCAUCAUCUCUCAUUUUCUCUCCUGUAUCCUCUCUACUCUGGCACACACAGUAGCACACUCUCACUUUUACUGCAACCUCUCUCUCUCCGUUCUCACACGUAGCAUCGCCUCUCUACUCCUCUCUUCACCGUUCGCUUUUUCUCUCCCACAUCUCUUUUCUCUCUCUUCCUCCUCUCCACCUCUCUGCAUUCAGUCUAUGCAUCUUAGCUCGGCAGGCAACACGACACCGGAUGAAUGUCAAUGAAUGACUGUUAAGAAAACUGAUGCUGUGCUUAGUUUGAGAGUGCAAAAAACAUUGUUAUAUCAGCGCUUAUCUUAUGCCUUCUGUCUUUCUUGCUCUCUGAGUUUUUAUACCUUUUCUUUAACUUGCUUUGGAGUAUCCAUGUAACAUGAAUUUGACAUGGAUGGAUGAAUGAAUGGUCGGAUCUGUGCACAAACAUGGAAAAAGGCAGGGUUUGAAUGUGGUUUUGGAUUAAAGACCUUGGCUUUUGGACUGUGAAUAAAACACCCUGGGGUCUCUGACCUGUGACCGGGCCCUCAGUUCAGGAUUACCGUCUGAGAAUUUGGAUUACCACUGGUUCAGCUCCAACACCUGACUUAUCCCCUGCAUGGAUGGACUGUGUGAAGAAGGGAAGGGACCUUUCAUCUCCUGACUCCCAAGUCGUCAAACUAUCCCUCGGUGCUAUUGAGUCAGAGCUCCCUCUAGUGGAUGGAAAAGGAAAAACCACACCUAACAGGAGAGUAAAAAAAAAAAAACUCCUUCACACACAUUUCUCAGUCCUUCAGGUAUUCCAUCAUCCUGACAAAAAAAAGAUGAAGAUUUUAAAGAUGCAUAAGUUAUCACCAUCUAUGAUGACUAGUCAAGUGAAGCUUGUUUUAAAUAUUUAGUGAAUGAAAAAAGAUAAACCUAUAAAACUC
This is a messenger RNA of Notolabrus celidotus (New Zealand spotty), 7797 nucleotides long. It is a transcript of the gene nhsl2, whose product is annotated as NHS-like 2. The coding region runs from base 74 to 3946 and encodes 1290 amino acids. Gene Ontology annotation, biological process: cell differentiation. NCBI's taxonomy places the organism in Eukaryota, Metazoa, Chordata, Actinopteri, Labriformes, Labridae. The record is from RefSeq and is a predicted model, not a curated record. The transcript has 10 exons.